Cylicocyclus nassatus is the source of this 1043-nucleotide messenger RNA. NCBI's taxonomy places the organism in Eukaryota, Metazoa, Nematoda, Chromadorea, Rhabditida, Strongylidae. The record is from the annotation of a GenBank genome assembly.
CUUUUUUGCUGAAUAGUCUCGCAUCUAGAUAAAAUUCAGGAAAUAAACAGAUGCUCGCGAGCAACGUGCCAUGUACAUCGAGGGAGUCUAAGUUGCAGAAUCUAACCGAGUGUCCUAUAUGUCGAGAGCCAUUUGUGCAGCCUCUACAACUAAGCUGUGGACAUUCAUUCUGCAGCAAAUGCAUAGAGAAGCUAUACUCCAUCGCUUUAUCACGGCAACAUUACGACCUAGAUGUCGUUCGGAUAGUGAAAUGCCCAGAAUGCCGUCAGACAACCCAUGUGCCAUCCGAAGGAUUGCCGAUCAAUUAUCGCUUACAAGAUCUGGUGGCUAUUGUUUCCGAGACAAAUGACUGUAAAAGCGAUAAGGACGCGUCUGAAAGUAAUCUCCCAAGAUGCUUAGCUUGCAACGAUGUAAUAUCCAAGGAUAUGUACUUGUCAUGUCGCACCUGUGCAGGGCGUAGCGAUACGGCGCGGCAGAUGUGCAUGAUGUGUUGGCUAGAGAAACACAACGGACAUGACAUUGAAGAAAAGCUCGUACUAACGGCAAAAGACGUAACGGCUGGCAAAGAAGCUGUCUCUAAAGCAACUGCUCAAGCACUAGAAACAAUCGAUAAGGUCAUGUAUGACUUCAGCGCUAACUCUCAUGAUGGACAAAGAUUUUUCGACGAGUGUGGGCGUAUUGUGCUCCAUGACUUUGAGAUAAUUGGCGCACAAAUGGAAACAUGUAACGAUCGUGACGAACUUGAGCGGAAAAUUGCGAAAGCCCAGGAAAUCACUGUAAAGUUAGAGCAGCUUCCUGCUGUUGUGGAAACCAUUCUUGACGACUUUCGCAUGAAACUUUUUUCAACCAUGACAGAAUUUUUGAAAUCCACCACGGUUGAUGAAGGCACAAGUGAAUGUGGAAGCAGCUGUAAGGGCGAGCCACAAAAGGAUGCAUUCAAUUUCUCGACGUUUAAAGACAAACUACUUCCUUCUUUUCUCAAAUUUUAAUGAAAUAUUAGAUUUGAGAUACAGGUUGCUGCUUGCGAAAAAAGCUUUGAAGAA